Molecule: messenger RNA, 3329 nt
Organism: Astrephomene gubernaculifera
Lineage: Eukaryota; Viridiplantae; Chlorophyta; Chlorophyceae; Chlamydomonadales; Astrephomenaceae
Source: the annotation of a GenBank genome assembly
GCCAUAUGUUCCGCUGUCAGGAAACAAACCUUUGCAACCGUUUUCAUAGGCAAAGACAUCGGUCUUAACCCUAGGCCGCACGUGUUUGACUCUUUCCCUACAAGAUUUUAUUGGGUCAGUUUGCAAGGGAGAUAAAAGUUAUAAUUAAUCUGUUCUCUGCGCACUUGUGUCGCAAGCCUCCUAGGAUUCCUGAGGCCUCGCAGUCGGAGUCUAGAAUCCCAGCAUGCACAGCGGCGACGCCGAGGAUUAUAAUGCAUUGCGGAAAAGGGUACACGAGCUUAAACACCAACAUAGCGAGGCCUUGCACCAACAGCAGGUGCACCGACAGAUUGACGUGUCAUCUCUUGCGAGCCGUUGUGCUCAGCUAGAGGCGUCAAACUCAGCGCUGGUAGCUGAGAAUGAAAAGCUACAGCAGCAGCUGCGACAAAACACAGAGCGAGCAGCGAAGUUACGGCGACAACAAGAGAGAGAGCAGCAAAAGCUACGGGAGCAGGUGGAGAAGCUCUCAGCGGAAAUCUCGUCUAUAGAGGAGAGCUGGGUCACCAAGCUGGCCGUGGCGGAGUCCGCAGCUGCCACCCGUCAAAAGGAAUUGGAGGCCGAGAUGGCAGCCCUGAAGCAGCAACAGGAGGAGGAGCUGCAGCGGCUCCGGCGGGAACACGAGGCCAGCCUGCAGGACGUGGACGAGUGGUGCCGGGGCGAGGUGGAGGCGGUGCAGCACAACGCGCGCACGCAGGUGGCGCAGGCACAUGAGGAGGUGCAGCGAUGGCAGUGCAAGUACGACGAGAUGGCGUCCUCGCAUGGGGAGCUGGAAGCCGUACAGAACCGGUUACAGCAGCAAAUUGACGAGCUGCUAGGGACGCUCCGGCAGCGGGAGGAGGAGUUGCGGCAGGCCAACACGGCUUUGGCGCAGCUUGAGAAGCAGCGAGUGGAGGAGCGGGCCUGUCACGAAGAGGAGAAGCAGGCGCUCUUGCAUCAGCACGCUGAGCAGAUGGAGCUGCGGCGCACGCAGCACAUGGAGCAGCUCGCACACAUCGAGUCCCGCAUGCAGGCGGUGGUCGCAAAGAAGGAUAGCACCAUCUCUGCUUUGCGGGCCGAGCUGCAGAUGACAUACUCUACAUUGCUACCACUCAAGAGCAUAUGACGGGUCUCCGCCUUGUGCAUUGGGCUUGGUGAUGGAAACGAAGGCUAGACAGGCGUCCUGGACGAGUUUUUGCCAAUAUUGAGUCCCCAGCCGAUAAUGUAUGACGCUCACGGACAUGGUACGCUGCUCUGUACUCAAGGAAUGGCCACUCUACAGAGGACAUGCAACUUGCUUUUCCUAUAAGCUUUUACUUAACUCCAGCCUUGGUCUUAACCAUAAGGCAUGGGUAUGUGGUCAAGUGAGAACACUGUGUUGGAGUUCGUUCGGCUUUUGUGGUCCUGGGAUGGGACUUUACCCUGUGACAAUGCGUUUGGGUUGUGAUAAGGCGCUAUAGUAUGGUACUGCUAAGCGACUUAUAGCGAGUAUAGCAAGGAGACAUCGGCGAUCCCGACACUAUGCAUGUACCGUCAUUUAACGCCAGCAAGAUCGAUGCACGGCAGGAGUUCGAGCAGACAGGACACGGCAAAUACCGCUUUAUGACCUGCGAAUUACCUUGCUCUUCUGUUCCCGGUGAAAAUACACGGGGUGUAAAACCUUUUAACUUUUCGGUGGACCGGGCACAAUGAAGACCAUUCACCACUGCGGUUCAGCGCGGAAUGCUGCUGCUGUGCGCAGCGUUAAGCCCCAAAUAGCAGCCCGUAUUCAGCGCGUUGUUGUGCCUCGCGCGGCCAAGACGGAGGAGGUGGAGGUCAGCACGGCCAGCUCGAACGGUGUCACUGCCCCUAACGUGCAAGCGGGCUCCAACACUGUGCAGUUUGAUGAGUUGUCUGAUAUCAUCAGGUUGGUCCAUGACACGGACAUUGUGGAGUUCGAGCUGAAGAGCAAGCGCUUCAGCCUCAGCGUCCGCAAGAAGGAGGCCCUCCAAAGCGAGCAGGCAGCGGCCAUCCAGAUGAUGAUGCCCGCUCAGAUGGUCGCCGCGCCGGUGGCCCCCGCCCCAGUCGCUCCGGCUGCCCCAGCUCCCGCCCCGGCUCCCGCCGCCCCCCCGCCGGCGCCAGCAGCCGCGGCACCCGCCCCCGCCGCCGCCGCUCCCCCGCCGCCCCCUCCCGCCCCCAAGGGCAUUGAGAUUGCCUCCCCCAUGGCCGGCACCUUCUACCGCAAGCCCGCUCCCGGCGAGCCCAUGUUUUGCAAGGAGGGCGACCGGGUGAAGAAGGGGCAGACGGUGUGCAUCAUCGAGGCCAUGAAGCUCAUGAACGAGAUUGAGGCCGAGGUGGGCGGCGAGGUGGUCAAGUUCCUAGUGGAGAACGGGCAGGCCGUGUCGGUGGGCCAGCCCAUCAUGCUCAUCAAGCCCUAAGGCAGCCCCCAGCGCUCUGCUCUUUCUCUCACACACGCUCCCUUGAAGUCUAGGGGCGGUGUACGCGCUUGUUCGAAGUUGUGUUCAGAUCGAGGGCAAGCUUCCCAGCAGGGUGUGACACGGUUGUGUUUGUCGUCCGUACAUGUGGCGUUUGAGCUUUAUGGAUCUUGUUCAGGCAGUGGCGGUCCAGGUGGUGUGGUGGGGCUCGCAUGGACCGUUGGCUUAAACCGUGAGAUGUGUGUCUUGUCAUGCUAUGUGCGUGGAAUACGCCUCCAUGCGUUGUUAUGCGGCGAUUGACCCUGCCCUUGGGGAUGCUUGGGAGUUUGUAUGGACUGUUGGGGUGGAUGGAUACGGGGGUGCGUAUGUACAACUACAGGAAUGGCGGCAGCAGCAGCGGUGGUAGCGGUUGCUGGAGCCGGUAUGGCGUCGCGUCAGACGCUGUGGUAUAAGCUUCAGCACGGAAUGCGAUAACGGGGAGGAGUGGCAAGGGGGCCCAUGCUCUCUGUGUUACGGUGGCGAUUGCGGUUACUGGUUAGGGGUUAAGUAGCCUAAAUGAGCUCCCGAUGUGGCCCUCGUUUAUUAAGGAGUAGCGGUAUCCGGCCAAGGGCACCACAAUUUUGUUGAGGGCCGAACCUCCCAGUGGUUGUCUCGAAUUGUUGGCUGUGUGCUCAGAUCCCGGUUUGCAACGACUGUCGUCCUGUGUCGACGCUUACUUGGGAACUAGCCAGGGAGGCGGUGCGGCUUGCCCCCUGCUAGGCAGCAUGACUAGCUGCUGUUGGGACGGCAAAGGAUUAGCUCGGAUGUCUCGAGAAGAAUUGGGUGGUUAUGCUAGGAGGGCGCCUUAUUAUUGCUGGAUGCGUUAUAGGUUAACAGCCUCACCCUCCUCUUGUAACAGGG